GACUUGCUCCUGAGGCCAAUAAAUUAGUAAGCAGCUUGAAAACGAUGCCAAUGCUGCAUGACGAGGCAUAUGCCCAGGAAACAAAACUGAACUUCUCCCAUGAAUUUCCAGAUAACACAUUGGUGCUCCCUGUCUCUAAGCAAAACAAAAGAAUUUUUUACACAAUCCUGGAGCUCUCACCACUGCUUGAUUCUUCCAACAUGACGCCAGAGGACUGGGCCAAAAUUGCAAAGAAACUUGAGGAGCACUAUGAAAAGUACGACGGUUUUGUGAUCCUUCACGGCACUGAUACCAUGGCCUAUACAGCUUCAGCCUUAUCCUUCAUGUGUGAGAACCUGGGUAAAACUGUUGUUCUGACAGGAUCUCAGGUGCCCAUAUACGAGUUGCAGAAUGACGGCCGAGCCAACCUUCUGGGGGCACUACUCUUUGCUGGGCAGUUCGUGAUUCCUGAGGUGUGCCUGUAUUUUUAUAAUAAACUGUACAGGGGAAAUAGGGUGACUAAGGUGGAUGCUGGGAGUUUCAAUGCCUUUUCCUCGCCUAACCUGCCUCCACUUGCAAAUGCUGAGGUUGAUAUUACAAUAAACUGGGAAACGGUGUGGAGAGCCAAUACCAAAAAGAAAUUUCAAGUUCACACCAAUAUGAACAGGAAUGUUGGGCUUCUGCGAAUCUUCCCAGGAAUCACCGCUGCUGCUGUAAAAGCAUUUCUUCAGCCUCCAAUUGAGGGCAUUGUACUUGAAACUUAUGGAAGUGGUAAUGCCCCAAACAACAGAGAAGACUUGCUGAAAGAACUGAAGAAAGCGGCUGAACGGAAAGUAGUGAUUCUAAACUGUACCCAGUGCUUACGAGGGUCUGUUAAAACAGUCUAUGCAACAGGGCAGACUCUCGCUGAUGUUGGAGUAAUUCCUGGAGGUGAUAUGACACCAGAGGCAGCCCUAACUAAACUGUCGUACACGCUCAGCAAGAGUAGGCUUAGCUGGGAGGAGAAAAGGCAGAUGCUGAGUGAGAAUCUAAGAGGAGAAAUGACUGUUGUACCCACAGGAGCCAAGAUCUCUCUGAGAGAUAGCAAGUUUAUUCAAGUGAUUGCCAAAUCUCUAAGUAUCAGCAGCAAGGAGGAGUUAGAAGCUGUAAGAGACGCAUUAAUUCCACCUCUGGCUUGCGCUGCAGCUAAACUGGGUGACAUAGACGCACUAAGAGCCAUAGCAGAAAUGGGUGGAAACUUGAGCUGUGGAGACUACGAUGGUCGAACUCCACUUCAUAUUGCAGCCUCUGAAGGGCAUUUACCAUUAGUUGAGUAUCUGUUGACAUCUGGCGCAACUGUUUAUGCUAGAGACAGAUAUGGAUCUACCCCACUGAUGAAUGCAAUCAAGUUCAGGCACAUAGAAGUGAUUAAUUUGUUACGAGAAACGGGAGCGCACCUCGCAAGCCAUGACUUGGAGAACAUUGGAACAUUACUCUGCAGCCUUACAGCUGAAGGCGAUGUGGAUGGGCUGUAUGCCUGGUACCUAGCUGGUGCAGACAUGGAGCAAACUGGUUACGAUGGCAGGAAUCCCCUACAAGUAGCAGAGGCUACAGGGCAUAAGGAAGUUCUUGACUUCUUUAGACAAAAGUAG
This is a messenger RNA of Balearica regulorum gibbericeps (East African grey crowned-crane), 1610 nucleotides long. The record is from RefSeq and is a predicted model, not a curated record. NCBI's taxonomy places the organism in Eukaryota, Metazoa, Chordata, Aves, Gruiformes, Gruidae.